Molecule: messenger RNA, 1411 nt
Organism: Drosophila grimshawi
Lineage: Eukaryota; Metazoa; Arthropoda; Insecta; Diptera; Drosophilidae
Gene: Hpf1
Product: histone PARylation factor 1-like
Exons: 1
Coding region: 36-1382 (448 amino acids)
Biological process (GO): DNA damage response; regulation of protein ADP-ribosylation
Cellular component (GO): nucleus
Molecular function (GO): poly-ADP-D-ribose binding; histone binding
Source: RefSeq, a predicted model, not a curated record
AAAGAAGAAGAUAAAGCUUUGAAGGUGUUUUUUUUAUGGUCCAUCGCUUAAAAUAUAUAAAACAAUUUCGUGAAACGGUGAAAAUGCCAAAGGAAGACUGCAAAUACUGGGACAAAUGCUAUCAGCGCAAUGAGGCUCAUCUAGAGAAAUACAAUCACCCAGCCAAGAAAACAGAAACGCCAAAAUUGGCGCCAAAACGCAAAGCAUUAGCCAAGGAGGAAGACGGAGAGAGUCCAAACACAAGCAGCAGAAACGAAUCGAGCGAAAUGGAAGUGGAAUCGGAAAAGGAAAAGAAUGUGGGCAACUUUGAAUCGGAGACGGCGGAGCUGCAAAAGGAGGCAAUGAACAAUAUAGCCGGCAAAAACUAUAUGGAAAUACUGGAAAAACGCAUCCGUUUGUCAGUGCAACAGGAGUACGAUAAUCUUUGUGAAAGUAAUGAAUUCAUAAGGCACAAGUUUCUAGUGGAGAUGCCGCCAGAUUUCUUUGAAUUCUGGAAUUUUAUAACCAAACUGAAAAGCGAGAACAGCCUGCAGCAUAUGGACAAGGUGUUCCAGCUGCAGCUUGUGGGUCCCUUUGAGUUUCUGGCUGGCAAAUUCCACAAGGCAAAAAUGGGCGAACCUGGCGAUUAUUUGCGCCACUGGCGCUUCUAUUAUGAUCCGCCAGAAUUCCAGACAGUUUUCGUACGCCGAGGCACUGGAGUGCAUUACGGCUACUGGCGGGAUGUGCCACAAGAUAAGGAGCGGCUACUCCUGGCUCGAAAUGAUGCCACGAGCAGUUGUGAGUUUGAAUUUGUGGCUGGCAACAUAUUUGAUGCGUUCCUUUAUUAUUUAGACCAUGAUUUUGUGGGCACACCAUUCACAGCGGCUCAGGUCUCUGCUACCAAGAAAGCCGUCAAGCAGCACAUUAGCUCCAACUCACUGGAGCUGACCCAGCUGGAAAGCUUGAAGAACGAUCGUAAUAAAAAGGUGAUAACCAAGACCUUUCAUCGAGCUGGCAUUGUGGUGCCGUACGAGCGCAAGUCACAGCAGGGCUAUCGUCCAUUGAUGGUGAGCGAUGCGGAGCUAAAGAAAAUCUUGGCGCUGUUCGAGCGCAAGGAUCUCAAAGAUGACAGCGACAAUGCAAAGCAGGCCGUGCUGGAGAAAUUACAGCCGCUGGUCAAUGCGGCCAAUAUUGCAGUGGAUGAAUGUGAUUUUGGGACUGCUCUAGAGCUGGGCCUGGAUCUAUUUAGCAGCGGGCAUAAGGAGCUGCACAUGGUGAUCUCCUCGCUGCUGGUGCCCGCCUAUUCGCUGCUGUCGCGGCCACAGUUCAUCGCCAUUGCCAAGGCGCACAUGGAGCGGCGUAGCAAGGAGCUCAAUUUGAGCAUAUUUGAUGUAUUACAAUAAGCGAAAAUGGAAUAAAUGCUGUAAAAGUU